Molecule: messenger RNA, 1728 nt
Organism: Spodoptera frugiperda (fall armyworm)
Lineage: Eukaryota; Metazoa; Arthropoda; Insecta; Lepidoptera; Noctuidae
Exons: 1
Coding region: 529-1704 (391 amino acids)
Source: RefSeq, a predicted model, not a curated record
UUUAAGUACAUUUACAUUGCAUACAUUUAAUUUGCUCACAAUAAAGCUUUACGAUACAAUAUACUACUAAUUUGUAAGUAAAUAAAGCUAUUUUUAUGUACUUAUGUGUAAAAGAAAAUUAUUCUUAUUGCCGGUUUCAUAAAGUGUAUAAUUAUAUGAACUAGCUACUUCUGCGCGGUUUCACCCGCUGUUCUGCUCCUAUUGAUCGUAGAAUAUUUUAUAGCCUAUUGCCUUCCUCGAAAGUCUGCAUUUUUAUAAAUAUUAAUCUAUCAAAAUUAAUAUCUAAUACAUUUAUUUGCAUCAUAUUGCUUUGGUUGGAUAAUUAAAUCUACACUAAUAUAACGUUUGAACGCGCUAAUUGCCGGAACUACUCGUCUCAUUUAAAUUAUUAUUUUUGUGUUAGAUAGAGCAUCUAUCGAAGAAGGCAUCACGCUCUGGCUAAUAGUGCAGUGCGAUGCGCGCUCGAGUACGGACGUGUUGCAGUUGUACGCAAAGGUCGCGGCGUAAGUCGCUGCCCGAUAUUUCGCAAUGAGUUCGCAACAACUUAUCGCAAACGAGCUGUUGGCGUUUAUACAAAAUGCCAUCGACACCAUGGACGAGAUCAGCAUCAUGCAAAUUUGCAAGUCGAACUUCAAAGAAGACGAGAUCAGCAAAGGCAAGAUACUACUCUACCAAACGACCGGGAAGCUGGACCAAAUGCCAUCGAGGAGGAGAGAUGGCACGGAUAAGAGCGUCCAAGACAUCAUCACCUUUAUGAAGGCGACCGACCCUGACGACGUGCCGACUUUUGUGGCGAAGGAGCUACAUAAGUUGCCGCCCGUCACUUUCGACCACGUAGAUGUCACCAGGCUGCUGAAGGAUAUCACAUCAUUGAAGUCUAGCCUGGCCCAGAUGCAGUGCAAGUUGGAGACGUCUGAUGCCACCAUCCAGGAACUGCGUGCCGAGAUAGUGUUGUUACGCAAUGCUGUUUCGGAAAGUAGGUCUCAAGACGAAGCCAACGUGAACACACGUCGCGGGGCGCAAAACGUUUCAGUCAGCAGUUUUGCAUCGGCGAAACUGAACUCAUCGCCUAGUGCAAAUAAUGAGGUCGAUGCACCGUGCCCCGCCGCUCCUCGUGUCUCUCCACGUGCAGAGAACACGUCACGCGAAGCUACGUCGACCCCCAAAGUAGCUUACGCCGCAAUUGCUGCCGCAAACAAAACAGCUGCUACGCUACCUAAGCAGCCAAAAAGGGGUAAGCAGAACCGGCGCUGUGAAUCCGUAUCAAGGAUUCCGGUACAGCGCUGUCCAGGAAAGCCUGAGUGUGAUAAGGAUGGCUUCAUCAAAGUUCAAAAGAAGAAGCUUACUUCUCGCAAUCAGUGCGGUACUGGACUGACCGGACCUAACAUGCUGCUGCGUCCAGCUGUGCCUACGACGCUGCUGUAUGUGUCCCGAUUACACCACACCACGAAGGUUGAGGACAUCGUGGAGUAUGUGAAGGUGAAGACCAACUGGACCUUGAGGGUCGUAAGGUUGGAACCGCGUCAAAAUACCAACUUCAAGUCGUUUGUGGUGCGAGUUCCAACUCAACAUCUAGAGAAGUUCCUCAAGGCAGAAUUUUGGCCGAAGGGUGUCAUAUACCGGCGUUUUCGAGGCAGGCUACGUGACACCGAGCAGCGUAAUACGACGCCACGCAUCGUCACAUCGUGUGACCUCAAUAAUUAAUAUAAGAAUUAUGUAUUUAUAGUA